AUGGAAAGGAAACGGAGACAUCCAUUCGCGCACGAAGAGCAAAGCAAACGAAAGCAUCUCUCUCUUCCUGGCGAGGCAGCAGCCAUGGCUGCUUCUGGGGGUCCCGUGCAGGAUCUCUGCGAGGAAGCCACUUGCCCCAUCUGCCUGGAGAGUUUCCGGGAUCCAGUGAUCAUCCCGGAGUGCGGGCACAACUUCUGCCGAGCCUGCCUGAUCCAGUCCUGGGGGGAAUCCGAGGGAGAGGCUUCCUGCCCUCAUUGCAGGGAAAUCCUUCAGCACAGGACCCUCAUCCCCAAUCGGCCGCUGGCAAAUGUUUUGGAAAAACUCCGUCUUCAAGGUGAAAAGGAGCCCGAAGGAAAGGGGAAGAUCUGUGAGAAGCACCAGGAGCCCCUGAAGCUCUUCUGCAAGGAGGACGAAAGCCCCAUCUGUGUGGUGUGUGACAGAUCCAAGGAGCACAAAGGCCACGAGGUGGUUCCUCUGGAGGAGGCGUCCCAGGAGUACAAGGUGAGAAAUCUCUCUGGGUUUCGUUUGGGGAUGAUGAGGGUGAAUUAGCAACAGAGAAGGGGGUCUUGCAAGAAAACGCUUUAAUGUAUUCUCCCCUCCGGCAGCCAAAGAGUCACUCGCCAGCAGGAGCUUUUGUGCAGCCUUCUAAAAACCAAACUUUGGAAACUCUGUUCAAUAAACAUUUCUUUUUUCCUUUCUGGGGAUUACAGUGCCCCUAAUGUCCCCCUGCAGGAGAAACUCACCCCCAGUUCAUCCUCUGGAAGCAGCUCCCUUAGGAAAGGGCUGGAGGGAGGAGCAAUGGAGGUGGCAGGGAAAGAAUCACAGAAUGGUGGAGUUGGAAGAGACCCUGAGGGCCAUCUAGUCCAACCCCCCGCAAUGCAGGAAUUCUGGUUAACAGCCAGACACACUGGCCCAUUGCAUCACAGGCUCCCAGGAUGACGAAGGCAAAGACCACAGUCUUUGGGGCAGGGAGCAAGCAUGUGAUUCAACUUUCCUGUUAUUAUGAAUUCCAACAGAGAAAAAAAGCAAGCAAACUUUGAUUUUGUUUUGUUUUCAGGAUCAGAUCAGCACCUGCCUAGACAACAUGAAGAAGGAGAGAGAAAAAUUUCUGGUGUUUAAAGCAGAUGCAGAAAAGGAAAGUCAAGACCUGCUUGUAAGCAUAAUUGUUUCUUUUAAGGUCUUGGGGGGGGGCAAUGAAUGUGGAAUACAGAAAGUGGUUUCUUUUUGAACAGCCCUAUCUCCCACAGAGCAUGAAAGACCAUUUAAAGGAGCGGGUGGGCUUGUAAGUUUUUAUGGAGUUCUUUCUCUGCUGAACAUGUCAGAAGUGGCCUUCCAAGGGAAUUGGGAUAACUGGCCUCCUCAUCCUUUAACAGGAGGCUAGAUGCCUGAUAUUGGCCCACUGUUCGCUUCUUUCAACCUCUUUGCUGCAGAAACAAACAGUUGCAGAGAGGGAAAAGAUGGUGGCUGAGAUCAGGCGACUGCACCAGUUUCUGGAAGAACAAGAGAAACGUAUUCUGGCCCAGAUGGCAGAGGUGGAGAAGGAGAUUGCAGCCAAAAGGGAGGAGCAGCUGGCCAGACUCUCCAGGGAACUCUCCUCUCUUGACAGCCUCAUCCGGGAGAUGGAGGAGAAGCUUCAGGAACCAGAGAGUGAACUCCUUCAGGUGAGGCCUCAUCCUAAUGCGAGAGGGUGGAGUGUGCUGUUUCAGACUACAGGCAUUUCUUAGUUACAUAAAAUUGUUGCUGGAAGGAAAACAGUACAUGAAGGGUGAAAGGCGUCAUUCCUGGGGACGCAGAAGGGAGUCUGCUAGAUCAAACCAAAGGCCCCUUCAUUCUAGCAUCAUGUUCUCUCAUUGGCCAACCAGAGGUCUCUGAGAAGCCUAAACAGUAGUGCUCUCUAAUCCUGUGAUCCCCAGCAGUUGCCACUCAGCUGCUUAGGAUUUAUAACUGACUGCAGAAACGGCUCCACUGACAUCUUUAUUUCUUUCCUUCCAGGAUAUUGGAAGCUUCUUGCAGAGGUAAGUGAUGGAAAAACCCCUGCCUUAUUCUGAUGCUAUUGGUCUCAUCAAGAAUCAUAUCAAGGAAGCUAUUCCUUCUUCCCCCCCAUUACAUACUUCUCCCUUUUCCCUGAUGGAUUCAUUUCCUCUGCAAUAGAUACAGAAAAGGGAGACAUUCCAAAGGGGCUUCACUAUAACUUACCCUUAAAUAUCCAGUGUAUUUCUGGCUUCUGCAGGUUCUUCCUCAGACAUAAGAAGGUGAGAAAGGGCCCUGCUGGAUCCGGCCAGUGAAAUUCCCCCCCCCAAAAAAGCCAUGUGUUCUCUGAUUUUAUGAGGAAUAUGUAUCAACCACCAAACAAUAAUACUUUAGCAGUAUAUAAUGAUUUUAAAAAAUUGCAAGUAAAAAGAGAGAAAACACUUCCCCCACACCAAAAGAUAAAAAAUAAUAAAAUUCCAUGGUUCAUGUUAAUUUAAACUCCUGUUUAAACGGCAAGCAGCCAGUGACCCAUCUAGUCCACCAUCCUCUUUUCACAGUGCUUAACCAGAAGCCUGUGGGAAACCCGUGAUCAGGAUCCGAGCCCCAGAGGAGAAAACACAGCUUUAAUUUCUAAUAGUUCUCUCCGCUUUAAAUAUAACCACUGGGCUACAAUAUAUUAAUAAUUUUAAUCAUUUGGAAUGCUUCACUGGUGUAGUCCUAAAAUCUCUGCAUAAGGACCCAUUAUUGUUCACCUUUCUUCAAAAAAAUGAUAUGCAUAUAUCAGCUUAUUUCCCUUCAAUCUCAUAUUCAUAUAUUUAUUCCCAUGUAUUAUGGAAGCAGGUGUGUAUCGGUUUUUCUUCAACUUCUUCAAUGCUUUUAGAUCCACACGUCAACAAAAUGCUCCCUUUUGCCAACUCUGCUCCCAAGUCUUCAUGAUAUAUAUCCAUCAUGCCUUUAUCAUCAGGAUGAGACACCUGCCUUGUCAGAAAGCUUCUUGCAUUGGAAGGAUGGAGGGUUGACUUUGUUCUUCUGCUCCCAGGUCUCAGAAGAAGGAGAACUUAGAGGAUCCUCCUGUGGCUUUUCAAAGGGGCAUUGUGACAUUCCAAAGGGGCUUCAGUAUAACUUACCCUUAAAUAUCCAGUGUCUUUCUGUCUCCUGCAGGUUCUUCCUCAUAUGUAAGAAUGUGAAAAAGGGCCCUGCUGGAUCAGGCCAGUGGCCCAUCUAGUCCACCAUCCUCUUUUCACAGUGCUUAACCAGAAGCCUGUGGGAAACCCGUGAUCAGGAUCCGAGCCCCAGAGGACACUCCCCUCCUGUGCUUCAGAGGCACCACUGCCUUUGACCCAGGCAUCGUGAAUAGUGGCUGCUGAGAGCCUUGUCCCCAAACAGCUUCAUAUUUUGAAAAUCUUCCAUGCUGAGAAAAUACAGCUUUAAUUUCUCUACUUUCAUUUGAAAUGCUUCACCAAAAUUGGUGUAGUCCUAAAAUGUCUGCAUAAGGACCCAUUAUUGUUUACUUUUCUUCAAAAGAAUAAUUUGCAUAUAUCAGCUUCUUUACCUUUAAUCUCAUCUUCAAAUAUUUCCUGCCAUGUAUUAUGGAAGCAGGUGUGUGUCGGUUUUCCUUCAACUUGUUAGGUGGUCUCUAGAUCCACACGUCAUCCAGAUGCUCUCUUUUGCCAUAGAACUCUGCUCUCAAUUCUUCAUGAUAGAUCCAUGAUGCCUUCAUCAUCAGGAUGAGCCUUGUCAGAAAGCUCCUUGCGUUGGAAGGAUGGUGACUUUGUUCUUCUCCUCCAGGUCUCAGGAGAAGGAGAACUUAGAGGAUCCUCCUGUGGCUUUUCCUCCUGCGCUGAAGUGGAGGAUCUGGGACGUCUGUGAUAUGAGUCUCUUCCUGGAGGGAGUUAUGAAGAAAUUCAGAGGUCAUAAAGAAGGGCUGAAAAUAUUUUAUACUGGAUAUUUGAAAUUGUUCAUGAAAGGCUCCAAGUCAUUAGCAGUGCCAGGAAAAUGACAGGGGUGACCUGGGGUGAUUAUGCACAAUCCCCAGGAAUGUAAGCCUCCCUCAAGUGGUGAGUUUCUGUAAAAAGUUGUACUUGACCUCUGCACAUCUCUCAGCCAGACUUUGGGUGCUUUCACACAUCUCACUUUUGGGGCAUUUCUCCUGUUCCUUUGGCCCUGAGAUUGAUGUAAGGGGUGCAGGAGGGAGGGGGGCUGUCCAGGAACCAGCCAGGAGCAGAGGGGACUGGGGCUGAGGCCUCCCGUCCUGGAACAGGGGUGUCUGGACCUUGUUGUUGAUGGGGAGAUCUUCUGGGGGUCUUGCUCCUCCUCCCAAGAUUUGGGCAGGACUGACCUUUGAUAUCACCCCUGCCCUGGUUAUGCAGGGAUAGCCAGUAUGGAGACCUUCAAAUAGUUUUAACUUCAACUCCCAUAAUCUCCAGCCGGCGUGGCCAGUGGUUAGGGAUGAUGGGACUUGUAGUCCACAACACCUGGCUACUAUCUCAUGAGCUCAUUUUGUUCAUUCCAGGUUUGUUGUUUGAAUGAUGUUGUGGUGCUAAUUCUAUGUUCUCUUUUCUCUCCCAGACACUGUGGAAUAUGGACUGCAGCUGCGAAAAGGUACAUUUCCGGGUCAAGCAGAGACACUAAUUCAGGAGAGAUGGGAUCUACUUCUCAAAAGACCAGGCCGCUGCAGCUCUUCCAUCCAUGCCUUAUUUCCCCUUAUUUCCCAGAGGCAUCUGUUCCGUGAGAGCAGCUUGCUGGGCUAGAGGGGUUCUUGGCCUGAUCCUGCAGACUCUUAGGAAGCCCCCAGCCCAGGAUGGCUGGCUUUUCUGUGCCAAAUCUCCAUAAGACACAGGGGUGGUGUGAAGCCAAAGGCUCCCGGCACAUGAGGGGGAAAUAUCCCUUUGAGCCAUACAGGGUCCCCACCCCUUUUAUGUAAGAGUGGGAAAUGCAUGAACACAAAUAGCUCAGAAAAUGGCUGCAACAGCCUUUGGGGGCGAGAAAUUAAACGGGUUCUGGUGUCAGUGGAGGGAGCUGGGGGCUGCCUGAGUGUGAACUCCAGUGGUUCAGCGUCCCUGCAAGAUGGGGGUCUUGUAUUGGAGGGGAGACAUGGCUUCUCUGCUUAAACUAGAGAAACCUGAAUAAACUUAAAAGAGCAGGGCAGAAUUGCACCACAGACCAGGGGAAAAGGCUCUGUGGGAAGACAGAAGUCUAGUCUGGCCUGAUCCUGGACACCACAAAAAGGGAAUCAUAAGAGCUGGAAAAGGUGCUGUAGAUGGCAGCAUAAAGGAAACUCUUACUAUCUUUUAAAAAAAAUUCUGGGAUUCUUCUAGACAACAGCAGUGAGUAAAAUGCAUAAAGGUUAAUCAAGACAAUAAGAAACAAGAAAAACCCAUUACAUAAAAAAAAGACUAAUAGCAGCACUGGCAACAUCCCACAUCAGACUUAAUCUCCAAAGGCCACUGUGCAAAUGUGUGUCUGUAAAAAGAAAUCACUUGACUAACCGGGGUGGGGGGGUGGGGGAACGACGGCACUUCAGAGCAGAUCUUCUUUCUAAUGUCCACCAGCCUGACCAAGUUUAAAUAGGCUUCUCAUUGUGCUUCUACAGCCCACUUUUCCCAUAAAUGUGAGGAACAGGGAAGAAAAAGAUGAAUCAUAUAGCCAAUCAGGUCUGGGGAGACAGGAUGGGGUCUUUGCGUUGAAGGUGACAGGUGGGAAUGGCACUUCCUAGGUUUUACUGGGUUUGGCUUUAACACACACACACACACAAAAUGUAAUAGAUGUCAAUUUGAAAGAAAGAAUUAUCCAUUUUCAGCAUCGCUCUUACCAAACCGAAAGCGAUAAUCAAGUUAGUUCUUGGCUGACUGCUCAUACUUUGACCAAAGGCCCACACUGCAGAACAUGGGAGGGAGUCCCUCAGAAGGUGGUGGACUCUCCUUCCUUGGAGGUUUUUAAGCAGAGGUUGGGUGGCCCCCUGUGGUGGGUGCUUUAAUUCAGAUUUCUGCAUUGCAGGGGGUUGGACUAGAUGACCCUUGGGGUCCCUCCCAACUCUACAAUCAUACGAUGGGCUUUCAAGAAUCCCAAGCAGGACAUUUCACACAAGGGGGUUCCUGGUAGCCUAACCACUUUCUUGCUUUUUCUAAACUACCUGGAAGGAUUAAACAUUAAACUGGUUAGAAAAGAGCGAGAGCAUUUGCUGCCAGUUUUACCUGGUAUGUCAAGCAUGGUCUGUGAUGUGAAGUAGAAGAUUAAGAUGUGAAUUAGGGAGUCCCUGCUUUGACUCCCUUCUGCCAUGAACUGUCGGGGUGGGGGUGGCCUUAGACAAGCCACUGCCUCUCAGCCUCAGUUUUCCCAUCUGAAAAAUGGGCAUAGUAAGAUUGACUCAACUUACAGGGUCUUUGCAACGGUUCUAUGCAGAUAAUGUGUGCUAAGUACUUCAUACCCUUGGAAGAACUGCAGAUGUUUCAAGAAGCAUUUUUAAGAACUUGAUGGACAUCCCUGUCUCCAAUGCAAAGCCAUGGAGUCCCUGUUCAUUUCAGAGGGGAUGCUAUUUCUGUCAUGUGCCUAAAGAAAAGUCAGCUUUUCAGUUGAGGUCGUUUCUCUUCUCUUUCCUCAUCUGCCCCCACAGAAAAUGUAACUUUGGAUCCAGACACAGCAAAUCCCUACCUCAUCCUGUCUGAGGAUCGAAAGAGUGUGAGAGAGGGAGACUUCUAUCAAGACCUGCCAGACAACCCUGAGAGAUUUGACACACAUGGCUUUGUGCUGGGAUGUGAGGGUUUUACAUCAGGCAGACAUUUCUGGGAGGUCACUGUGGGAAGAGAGGAGGGGUGGGGGGUGGGGGUUGCCAGAAAGUCUGUGAAGAGGAAGGGUGUUGUGUCUUUUGAUGCUACGGAGGGGAUCUGGUGUUUCGGGAACUGGGUCUUUGGGUACGACCCCCUUGAGGCCCCUGUUCCAAGUGAGGAGCCCAAGAGGAUCCGAGUGGCCCUGAACUGUGAGGGGGGACAGAUGUCCUUUUACGAUGCUGAUACAGCAGCCCUCCUCUACACGUUCCCUGCAGCCUCCUUCUCAAGAGAGACCCUCCAGCCCUUGUUUUACGUGAGGAAGAACGAGAACCUGAGACUCUCUUGA
Molecule: messenger RNA, 7083 nt
Organism: Podarcis lilfordi (Lilford's wall lizard)
Lineage: Eukaryota; Metazoa; Chordata; Lepidosauria; Squamata; Lacertidae
Source: the annotation of a GenBank genome assembly